AUGGCCCAUGGCGAGGGCCUCCGACGCAGUAAUAAGCCUUUGGAUGUUGAUUACCAAGCCGUUCCAUCGUGCUUUGAGGGCUUCGAGAUUCCAAGCAAUGAACCCCCACCAGAAACGUGGUGCAUGUUGAAUCUCUCCUUUCGAUUCUUUUUGCGGUGUAUGGACCAGAACAUCAACUUCAGAAUGGUCCAAGAGGGGUACAUGAAUGAUGACGAAAAAGACUUUGUCAUGGAGUGUCUCGACCUGUGCUACAUUGACCCAGAGACAACAGAUGAUACCCAGGUUAAUCCAUUGAGUACCUUGUUGGAUUAUGCUGCUCGAAAACUGAGCCAUUCCGUACCUGCACUUGGAGAGGUAUCCUUGCUAACGUAA
Seminavis robusta is the source of this 372-nucleotide messenger RNA. Lineage: Eukaryota; Bacillariophyta; Bacillariophyceae; Naviculales; Naviculaceae. The record is from the annotation of a GenBank genome assembly.